AUGAAUAAUCCCCCUGAACAUAACAGGAAGACAGAAGAUACAUUGUAUCCUCCACACGAAGAGGCGCCAUGGCUGAGCAGUCAGGACAAGAACAUCAGACGCUUUUUUUGUGGUCUGGAGGUUUCGGCUAAUGAGACGUUUGUGGUCGGCAGAAAAAGAAGAGGAAGUCCUGGCACUGAGGAGCCCCCUGCUGUCACCGAGCCUGGCACUGAGGUGCCCCCUGCUGUCACCGAGCCUGGCACUGAGGAGCCCCCUGCUGUCACCGAGCCUGGCACUGAGGAGCCCCCUGCUGGCACCGAGCCUGGCACUGAGGAGCCCCCUGCUGUCACCGAGCCUGGCACUGAGGAGCCCCCUGCUGGCACCGAGCCUGGCACUGAGGUGCCCCCUGCUGUCACCGAGCCUGGCACUGAGGAGCCCCCUGCUGUCACCGAGCCUGGCACUGAGGAGCCCCCUGCUGGCACCGAGCCUGGCACUGAGGUGCCCCCUGCUGUCACCGAGCCUGGCACUGAGGAGCCCCCUGCUGUCACCGAGCCUGGCACUGAGGAGCCCCCUGCUGGCACCGGGCCUGGCACUGAGGAGCCCCCUGCUGGCACCAAGCCUGGCACUGAGGAUCCCCCUGCUGGCACCGAGCCUGGCACUGAGGAGCCCCCUGCUGGCACCGAGCCUGGCACUGAGGAGCCCCCUGCUGGCACCGAGCCUGGCACUGAGGAGCCCCCUGCUAGCACCAAGCCUGUCACUGAGGAGCCCCCUGCUGUCACCGAGCCUGGCACUGAGGAGCCCCCUGCUGUCACCGAGCCUGGCACUGAGGAGCCCCCUGCUGGCACCGAGCCUGGCACUGAGGAGCCCCCUGCUGUCACCGAGCCUGGCACUGAGGAGCCCCCUGCUGGCACCGAGCCUGGCACUGAGGUGCCCCCUGCUGUCACCGAGCCUGGCACUGAGGAGCCCCCUGCUGUCACCGAGCCUGGCACUGAGGAGCCCCCUGCUGGCACCGAGCCUGGCACUGAGGUGCCCCCUGCUGUCACCGAGCCUGGCACUGAGGAGCCCCCUGCUGUCACCGAGCCUGGCACUGAGGAGCCCCCUGCUGGCACCGGGCCUGGCACUGAGGAGCCCCCUGCUGGCACCAAGCCUGGCACUGAGGAUCCCCCUGCUGGCACCGAGCCUGGCACUGAGGAGCCCCCUGCUGGCACCGAGCCUGGCACUGAGGAGCCCCCUGCUGGCACCGAGCCUGGCACUGAGGAGCCCCCUGCUAGCACCAAGCCUGUCACUGAGGAGCCCCCUGCUGUCACCGAGCCUGGCACUGAGGAGCCCCCUGCUGGCACCGAGCCUGGCACUGAGGAGCCCCCUGCCGGCACCGAGCCUGGCACUGAGGAGCCCCCUGCCGGCACCGAGCCUGUCACUGAGGAGCCCCCUGCCGGCACCGAGCCUGUCACUGAGGAGCCCCCUGCCGGCACCGAGCCUGUCACUGAGGAGCCCCCUGCUGGCACCGAGCCUGGCACUGAGGAGCCCCCUGCUGGCACCGAGCCUGGCACUGAGGAGUCCCCUGCUGUCACCGAGCCUGGCACUGAGGAGCCCCCUGCUGUCACCGAGCCUGGCACUGAGGAGCCCCUUGCUGGCACUGAGCCUGGCACUGAGGAGCCCCCUGCUGUCACCGAGCCUGGCACUGAGGAGCCCCCUGCUGGCACCGAGCCUGUCACUGAGGAGAAGUUCCCCCUGCUGGCACCGAGCCUGUCACUGAGGAGAGUUCCCCCUGCUGGCACCGAGCCUGUCACUGAGGAGCCCCCUGCUGGAACCGAGCCUGGCACUGAGGAGUCCCCUGCUGGCACUGAGGAGCCCCCUGCUGGUAUUGAGCCUGGCACUGAGGAGCCCCCUGCUGGCACCGAGCCUGGCACUGAGGAGCCCCCUGCUGGCACCGAGCCUGGCACUGAGGAGCCCCCUGCUGGCACCGAGCCUGUCACUGAGGAGCCCCCUGCUGGCACCGAGCCUGUCACUGAGGAGCCCCCUGCUGGCACCGAGCCUGGCACUGAGGAGCCCCCUGCUGUCACCGAGCCUGGCACUGAGGAGUCCCCUGCUGGCACCGAGCCUGGCACUGAGGAGUCCCCUGCUGUCACCGAGCCUGGCACUGAGGAGCACCCUACUGGCACCGAGCCUGUCACUGAAGAGCCCCCUGCUGGCACCGAGCCUGGCACUGAGGAGUCCCCUGCUGGCACCGAGCCUGGCACUGAGGAGUCCCCUGCUGGCACCGAGCCUGUCACUGAGGAGCCCCCUGCUGGCACCGAGCCUGUCACUGAGGAGCCCCCUGCUGGCACCGAGCCUGGCACUGAGGAGAGUGCCCCCUGCUGA
Hyla sarda is the source of this 2340-nucleotide messenger RNA. Its product is annotated as basic proline-rich protein-like. Gene Ontology annotation, cellular component: extracellular matrix. Gene Ontology annotation, biological process: extracellular matrix organization. The record is from RefSeq and is a predicted model, not a curated record. Bases 1 to 2340 code for a protein of 779 amino acids. The transcript has 3 exons. Lineage: Eukaryota; Metazoa; Chordata; Amphibia; Anura; Hylidae.